GUAUUACGCAAAGUAAGCGUCAUGCUGAGGCACGCAUCCAGACUCGUCGAGGAAACAGCGUUCAGACAAUAAUUAUGAAUUUAAACAUCUUAUGUUUCACACAUCUGUAAAGAUAAAUUAUUAUUUUCUUCAAACUUUCGUAUGAUAGAUAGAGCCUGGCUGUUAAGUGCGGCCAUAUCUGCAAACAGUUCUAGCGAUAGUUGCGGAGUAACCGGCCUUAUGCGCUCAGGCGGCUAGGCCUUGCCUGGCCCGCAGUGUCUCGGUUCAAGCAUGCAUCCGUCCUGGGGCGGUUACGCAGGGGCACACCAGCCUCCUCCACACUUCGGCCCGCGGUCUCAUCAGUUUAGGGGACCUCAGCCUCCAGCAGUAGCAGGAGAAAAAAUUGGAGGAUAUGGCGCUCCGUCUCUUACAGCGUCGUCUAAUUUCUCUAGUUUACAAGAACAGCAUAUGCAACAAAUGCAGCAGUUGCAGCAGCUCCAUCUGAAGCAGCUGCAGUCGGUGCUACAUCACUCCGGCAACAACACCACCAACUCCAGCAGCAGCAGCGGGCCUCCGUACUGGCAAACCGGACACACCGCGCCACCCAACAGCUUUCAAGAUCCAUCCACUCUGAGAGGUCCUGCUGGCCCCCCUCAACCACAGCCUCCGCCAUCAGAAGUGAAACCUCCAGCUCCCGAGCCUCCUCCAUCUUCAUCACCGGCACUGAAGAGCCCCGCUCCAGCACCAAAGGUUAGCGAAGACAGUGCGUCGGUGGCGGAUGAAAAGCCCGACUUCUCGUCGAUGUCUCAACAGGAGCAGCAGGAAUAUUGGUAUCAGCAGCAUCGUCAAAAUUUGCAAAAGCUGAAAAACGAGAAGGCGAAGCAGAAUCAAAGUUCAUCUCUUGGAAACAAUGCUUCUGCUCCACCACCUCCAGUUGAACCCCCAAAGAGCACCCCUCCUCCCCCACCUCCCAAAGAGGAACCCCCUCCACCCCCACCACCAGAUGAAUCAAAACCCAGUGGCAUCACUAAUACAGGAGACCCAGCUGAAGCAGCACGUCUUCAACAGCUGCAGGCGGCAGCUGCCCAUUGGCAGCAUGUGCAGCAUCAAAGGGCCAGCAUUCAGUACCAGGCACUGAUGCAAGAGCAUGCUCAACUACAGCAAGUCCUGCAACAGUACCAACAGCUUAUUCAACAGCCAGCUCAUCUCCAGACAAUGCCCUUUGAGAUGCAGUUGCAGCACUAUGAAAUGCAGCAACAGCGGUUUUCUCCCUUGUACCAAGAAUGGGACCGGCACUUUAAUUUGUGGUUAGAACAGUUUCAGGGAUACCCACACAAAGACCAGCUACAUGAUUACGAAGCCCAGUGGAGACAAUGGCAAGAGCAAAUGAAAUCAACUUCAGCACAUCUGCAAGAGAGAGUCACAACUCUAAGAGCUAUGCAGCAUCAGUAUGGUACAGCUUCUUCGUAUGGGGGUAUGAUGGGACCAUAUGGGCAACAUCGACUUCCCGGACCAAAUGGAAACAUGCAUUUAGCCAGCCCACCAGUUAAUAUGGAUGCCAUGCCAAGACCUUCACAACAGGCCCCGCCACCUUCUGGACCGGUUAUUCCACAGGGGCCAUCACCUGUACAACGUUUUACAUCUUCUAGUUCAGAUUCUGUCUCUGAAACAGGUAAAACUGCUGGACCACCUGGACCAGGGGUUCGUCCUCAUGGGCCUCAUGGAAGAUUUGAUGGCCCAAGGUUUGAAGGUCCCAGAGGCCCUCGGUUUGAACAGCCACCCCAGCAACGGUUUAGUGCACCACCUAGAUUUGACACUGGUCAGCGAUUUAACCGACCUCCCAGAGGUAUUCCUCCUCACCCUGGGGGUCCACCAAGACCUGAGAACCCCCCUAGGCAGAAUGCACCUACACGAUUUGAAAGACCCCCUGUACCUCCUCAACAACCAGGGUAUGGAGGGCAAUCCAGUCCUGUCCCUAGCGUUCAAACAAAGCAACAAUCAGCAAAACCUGAUGCACCACCAGUUGCUCAAUCUCAAUUGGAACCAGAAAAACACAAAAAUACCCAAGAUCAAAGUAACAAAAAAAAUGGUGCUUCAACUCGUCCGUCACUGACAGAUGACAUCUUGGACUCAGUGGAUGGAUUUUUUAUUCAGAGUGGACCCAUUCCCCAAACUCAGGAUAAUACAUCUGACAAUACUAAAUCUGAUGCUGCAAAGCAGGAUAAGUUAAAAGAAAAUACUACUAAACCAUUCCUACCUACAGAAAGUCCAAACACCACCAACAAAAAUUAUCAGAAGUCUAGCUCACAACCUUCUAAUACCAACAAUGUAACUAAAGGGCCACCACAACAAACAAAGCCUCCUCAAAAUGAUAAGUUUAAACCUGAUACUCCUAAGGAGGCUCCUAGGGGGCCACAUGUGAUGAAUCAGACAGGCCCACCGCAGGUAACCAGAGGAAGGGGAAGGGGCCAAGGGCCUUUGCCUCUCAGAGGCAGGGGCCGUGCACGUGGUCGAGGACAGUAUGGUGGACAAAUGGCUGAUGCCAACUGUCAGAGAGAAAUUAUGCCAGAGGAUCCCUAUGACUAUCAGCAACCAGAUGCCAUAACACACAGCGAGGACCAGGAUUCGGCUUGGAGAGACCCCUCUUUAGAAGUACCUGGAGAAAUGGAUGAACAGGAUGCACCCCAUGAGAUGUGGCAUCCAGAGGAGGAACUCUUCCCAGAAGAGUACUAUGAAAAGCCUAGAGAGAGAAUACCCCCAGUGGAUCACAGGGAGCACCCAGAGAGCACUCAUCCAGAUGAACACUGGGAAGAAGAACCACAGGAAUACUGGGAGGAAGAAGAUCCAUACUUGGCAGAGACAAGACCUCCCAUGCAUGCUAGACCUCCUUUUCCUCCAGGUGGCCCUAGAAGACCCCCAUUCCAUCCUCGAUUUAUGCUUCAUGGUCCAAGACGCCCCCCACAUGGACCUCCUCACAUGGGACCACGUGGGGUAAUGGGACCACGGUUCAGACGUGGUCUAGGUCCAUGGGGACCACCACCCCGCCAUGACCUGAUGGAGCGAGACAUGAGACGGCCACCACCUCCUCAUGAAAUCUUGGAAGGGGGGCCAGCUGGACCCCUCGGAUAUGAAGAAGAAAUGGACAGAGAACCUGUAUGGACUCAUCCUCGUGGGAGGGGGCUGAGACGUCCUCCUUUACCUCCCCAUGAAAUGGUGAGAGGGAUUCGAAGACCUCCGAUGAGGCCCACAAUGCCAAGGGAGAGGUGGCAUGGCCAACCACCUCAUGAAGGAAAUUAUGAAGAGGAAUACCCUUAUGGUGCAGAGGAUGAUGCGUCCAGAAGGCCAGACCAUGAAUAUCAUGAAGAUUAUGAACAAGAUGAUGAGUAUUAUGGUUCUCGUGAGGAAUGGGGCAGGGAGCAGCCUGACAGAGACUAUCCACCACAUCGUCCCCCAGAGCACAUAAGAGAGGAUCCCUGGUUGGAUGAAAGAGAAAGGUCAUUCCCAUAUGAUGAUGAGAAUCGGUAUAGAGAGGAACGGAGAGGACCACCUUAUGCUGAUAAUCCACCUUAUCAAGAACGUGAUCGGGAGCCUCCUUAUCACUCUCGUUCUGACUGGGAAAGGAUCCCUCCUCCACCCCCACCAGAGAGAUCUUACUCCCAUCAAGUCGAUGAAAUGGAGUCCCAUUAUGAACACAACCCAGAGCCGCUAACUGGGAUGCCUGCAUCUCAAUCCCUUGAUCCUCCACUUGAGCAGUCUUCAUCUAGUGAUAAUAAAACCGUACUUGCUCUGUCUCAACGGCAGCAUGAGAUCAUUCUCAAAGCUGCCCAGGAGCUGAAAAUGAUAAGAGAACUUCAGGAAAGCAAGAUGGUUUUGGGAGGAGCUUCAAACUCAGAGUCAGCUGGGAUAACUUCAGAACUUCCCCCUGGAAUUCUUGGAUUGGAAAUUCCGCCUGAGGUUAAAAGUGCCCUGCAGGCUACCAAUUUAUUGUCAGAAACUGGACAGAGUAGUCAACCUUUGGAAGCUGGUUUGGCCCCUUCAAAUCAAUCUGCAGGCUUCCUUCAUUCAUCUUCAGCACCUGCCCCUACAGCCACAUUCAUUGCUAAAACAGUGGACUAUGGGCAUGGCCGAGAUGUUGGUACCACGGUGGAAAGGAUUUCUUAUGGAGAGAGGAUUGUUUUGAGGCCUACUCCACCGCCAUCUGAGCGACUUUAUGAGAAAGAACUGCUUGGCCACAGAGACCCGUACUAUGACAGAAGAAGUGACCCAUACGGUGGUUCCAGAGAUUAUGACCGGGACUGGGAGAGAGAUCCAUACAGAGAGAAGCCACCUCUGGAUUAUGAGAGAGACAGAUAUGAAAGGGAACGUUACCUGCGAGAAGAACGACCUCCUCCAGGACACAGAGAAAGGGAUCAUCCAAGCCGCUCAAGCAGGGAUCGUGAGGUGUAUAACCGACCAAGCUAUGACCGGUCUUCAUAUGAAAGGAAUCUUGAGCAUUAUGACCAUGGAUCCUCAAGCUUUGGUAGUGAUCGGAGGAGUUAUCCAGAUGAGCGCCCUCCACCACCCACAUCACUGCCCCCUUCUGCUCCUGUUGCUCCCCCUCGUGUGGAGAAGAAACCAGAGACAAAGAAUGCUGAGGACAUCCUCAAACCCCCAGGUCGAAGGACUCGGCCUGACAGGAUUGUGGUCAUCAUGCGUGGAUUACCUGGAAGCGGCAAAAGUCAUGUCGCAAAACUUAUUAGGGAUAAAGAAGUUGAAUCUGGUGGUGCGCCACCUAGAGUUCUCGGUCUGGAUGACUAUUUCAUGACUGAAGUGGAAAAAGUUGAGAAGGACCCUGAUAGUGGGAAGCGUGUCAAGAAAAAGGUUCUUGAAUAUGAAUAUGAGCCAGAGAUGGAAGAUACGUAUCGAAGCAGCAUGUUGAAGACAUUCAAGAAAACACUGGAUGAUGGAUUUUUUCCCUUCAUAAUCCUGGAUGCCAUUAAUGAUAAAGUGAAGUACUUUGACCAAUUCUGGAGUGCUGCUAAGACUAAAGGGAAACUUUUUGCCAAAAACAAGGGAUACCUUCCGAAAAGCAAAUGGGAGAUGGACACUUCAGAGGCAAAGCUCGACAAGCUGGAUGGUCUGGCGGGUGGAGGCAAGAGAAAACGAGUAACUGAUGUGUCUGGCAUGGAAGACUUCCUUCAGCUGCCCGAUGACUAUGCCAGUCGCAUGUCUGAACCUGGAAAAAAGAGGGUGCGCUGGGCUGAUCUGGAAGAGAAGAAGGACGCCGACAGAAAGCGCGCGAUUGGUUUUGUAGUCGGUCAGACAGACUGGGAGAAAAUCACGGAUGAGAGCGGCCAGCUCGCUCAGAGAGCUCUCAACCGCACCAAGUAUUUUUAGGAGAUUUUGUAAUGACAUUUAUACAGCAUUUAUGGUCACCAGUUCAUGAAAUUCGUCAUUUCUAAAGUGUGCUGCCUGAUGAAGAAAGAGCAAGAUCUCUUCACAAUCUGGCGCUUAGUUGUUGGCCGAUCCUGUAGAAAACGCAAUGGCCUUGGUGUGAUAUCUGGUGUUGUGUAAAUCUUUGUUUUGUUUUAUCCACAAUCUUUUUUUUUAAUAGUGUAAGCAUUGUGUGGUUUUGUAGCAGUGGUGCAUUUGAUUGUAGGUGUUACCUUUUCUUUUUUUAUUCCAUAGAUCUAAUGUAAUUGGCCGUAAAAAAAGUUCUUGUAGUUCACACAUGUACACACUCAAUAAAGCUUACAAAACAGUCUCAGAA
This is a messenger RNA of Carassius gibelio (silver crucian carp), 5728 nucleotides long. Its product is annotated as YLP motif-containing protein 1. The transcript is spliced from 19 exons. NCBI's taxonomy places the organism in Eukaryota, Metazoa, Chordata, Actinopteri, Cypriniformes, Cyprinidae. Gene Ontology annotation, biological process: regulation of telomere maintenance. Gene Ontology annotation, cellular component: nucleus. The record is from RefSeq and is a predicted model, not a curated record. Bases 271 to 5355 code for a protein of 1694 amino acids.